AUGCCUAUAGAUAUGGAUGGUUUACGUGACGGUUAUCGUGGUCGAUAUCGUGAUCGACAUAAUAAUUAUUCGACACAUCGAAAUAAUCCUACGGAUCGAUCAACACGUGGAAACUAUCAUGAACGUCCAACACAUAGUAAUGAUCAUAAUGGUAAUUAUUCAUCAAGAAAUUCAUCAAAUGAAAGUAAUAAUUAUCGUUCAUCACGUAUAUCACUUAAUUCUCGACCUGUUUCAUCACGAAAUGGCCCACCAAAACAUCAUCGUUAUCAACAUCAUAAUGAUGAUUAUUCAUCUUCGUCAAAUAUUUCUUCAUCAUUAUCUAAUCGAACAAAUAGUGGUCAAUCAAAUUAUUAUGAUAAUCAUUCACCAUCAUCAAGAUUCGAUCGAUCAUCAAAUCAUCGUGAAAAAUAUUCAUCAUUAUUAACUGAACAACAAAUUAUUUCCAAUAAUUCUAUUCCAUCAAAUUCUUUAUAUUAUAAUUCAUCUCAAUCAAUAUUACCUUUACAUGAUCGUGGAUUACCACCAUUAUUACCAUCACAACAUAUUGAUUCAGAACGUAAUCGAUAUGUUUCAUCAUCGUCGAAUUAUCGACGAAAUAGUUCUCCACCACCACCACCACCACCACCACCACCACCACCACCUGUUUCAUCUUAUCGAAAUGAACGAUUAAUGGACUAUGGACCUCGAAAUAUUAAUAAUGAUAUAUAUAUGCGUAAUGAAUAUCGAUCUCUAACACCUCCACCAUUGGUUCCUGUAUCUAUACGUAAUGAUCCAUAUAGUGGUGAACUGUAUCGACCAAAUGAUUAUGGCACACGUUCUGAACGAUAUGACCUGCCAUCGAAUCGAAAUAAUACAUCAUCACGUGAUCAUUCAAUGGCAUCUGUCUCAUCAUCUACUUAUCGUAAUGAUUUGUAUCGAAGUUCAUCAAAUGUUUCAAUGUCAUCACCAUCAUCCUAUACAACACGUGAACAAUAUAUACAAGAUGUUAAUUAUCGUUCAAUAUCUCAAUCAAGAGAUUAUGGAACUACAUUAUCAUCAUCAUCACGUCCUAAUUAUCCAUCAUUAAUGGAUCAUCAAGAAGGUUUAUUUCGAAAUAAUCGUGAUCGUAAUCAGAAUGAUAAUCGUUCAUCAUCUCAUCGUGAUCGUCCAAAUUUAAAACGUUCUGGUUCAAGAUAUAAUGAUAAUGGACCAAUACCAUCUAAACGACCUAUGAGACGAUAA
This is a messenger RNA of Rotaria sordida, 1221 nucleotides long. NCBI's taxonomy places the organism in Eukaryota, Metazoa, Rotifera, Eurotatoria, Philodinida, Philodinidae. The record is from the annotation of a GenBank genome assembly.